CGGAGCGGAGGAGAGCGGCAUCUGGCCCCGGCGUGGCUGCGAUGCGGGUCAGGAUGAUUUCGGCUGCCUCCGUCCUCGUCCUGCUCUUCCUGCCCUCGGAGACCUGCUCACCCCUGCAGUGGCCCCGGGGUCCAUCCCGCAGGCUGACCCCGGCCCCUCAAGCCACCUGGGAGCCCUGGAUGAGCGCCCCGCGACCCUCGGUCCCUGCUGCCCAUCCCCUGCCCCAAAGACUGUGCCAGCUCCACGGGGCAGAGCCCACCCCGGCCCCCCGAGCCCCGCGGGCGCUGCAAACCGGCAAGAGGCGAGACGGCAAACCCAAUUCGUUGGAUCUCACCUUCCACCUCCUGCGCGAGUUCCUGGAGAUGUCCCGGGAGGAGAGACUGGCCCAGAAGGCACUCAGCAAUAAACUCUUGCUGCAGAGUAUAGGAAAAUGAGGGAGGGUCGUUGAAGGGGGGGAAUGAAGGAGACCGACCCCAUAGCGAGACGCCACGGCACAGCAGAGAAUGGGGGGAAUGCCGGGGGCUGCAGCCGUGCCCAGGGAGCUCCCACCUUGCCUGGCAGGGUCCCUGUCACUGCGUCCCGCGUGUCACUGUUGUGCAUUAAAGUCACCCUCGUACCCGC
Molecule: messenger RNA, 621 nt
Organism: Neopelma chrysocephalum (saffron-crested tyrant-manakin)
Lineage: Eukaryota; Metazoa; Chordata; Aves; Passeriformes; Pipridae
Product: corticoliberin-like
Exons: 2
Coding region: 42-434 (130 amino acids)
Biological process (GO): positive regulation of cortisol secretion; negative regulation of glucagon secretion; negative regulation of epinephrine secretion
Cellular component (GO): extracellular region
Molecular function (GO): corticotropin-releasing hormone activity
Source: RefSeq, a predicted model, not a curated record